UAAAGAUCGUUGCGUUGCGUAAUAGUGACAUUGCACUUAAAUUUUACAUAGAAGAUAUUGAAUUAACUAUAAAUUUAAAAAAACAAAAAAUAAUAUAAAUUGAUAUUCAUCCGUUGCAAAUUGAUGGUAUAUAACCGGUGAAUCCUACACUCUGAAGGAUUUAAAAUUAACCAAACAAGAAACAAAGUAAAAUAAAACAAUGGGCGAUGGCGAUGAACUACAUGAAGAAGAACGCUUUGACGUCCUCACUAAAACCGGUCUGAAAACUGGUAUUUCUAAACCCAGAAGCGCCGUUCACAGAGAUGGGGAUUAUCACCGAGCUGUUCAUGUAUGGAUUUUUGCUGAAAGUACUCAACAACUUCUUCUGCAAAAACGUGCUGAUCACAAGGAUUCAUGGCCUGGAUUAUGGGAUAUCUCCAGUGCAGGUCAUGUAUCUGCUGGAGAUACGUCCCUUAUCACAGCCAGGAGAGAGCUUCUAGAAGAGCUUGGUGUAAACCUCCCGAAUGAUGCCUUUGAAUUGCUAUUUGUUUUCCUUCAAGAAUGUGUUACAAAUGGUGGGAAGUUCAUUGAUAAUGAAUUUGAUGAUGUUUAUCUUGUAACAACACUAGCCCCAAUUCCCUUGGAAGCUUUUACUUUACAGGAAUCUGAAGUUUCAGCUGUUAAAUAUAUCUCUAUUGAGGAGUACAAGAGCCUACUUGUUAAAGGAGACCCUGAAUAUGUACCUUACAAUUUGGAGGGACAAUAUGGUCAACUUUUUGACAUAAUUACCAAAAGGUACCAAAACAACAUGGAAGCAAAAAGUUUGCUUCUGCAAAAGAAGCUCAACCGUUAUGCUCCUAUCUCACUUGAUGCAGAGUUGACAGGUCUCUCCAAGGAGGACAAGGAAGCUUUGGUUUUACUCAUUCAAGCUGCAAGAAUAAUGGAUGAUAUUUUUUAUGAGCAGGUUUGGUCUAGCAAUUCAUCUUUAAGGGAAUGGUUAAAAGGGCGUGGUCAACUAUCUGAGUUUGACAUGUUAAAAUGGAAGUAUUAUUCCAUAAAUAAGAGUCCAUGGUCUUCUCUUGAUGAAAAUGAAGCAUUUUUGACAACUGCAGACUCUGCUGUGAAAUUGCUUCCGGAAGCAACAAGGAAGGUGGCUGGUUGGAAAGGUCUAGAAUACAAAGCUGCAUUUCCCCUUGUGAAACCACCUGGUGCCAAUUUUUACCCUUCAGAUAUGGAUAAAAUGGAAUUUGAAUUAUGGAUGAAAGGGCUUUCAGAUAAUGAAAAACAAGAUGCAACAGGCUUUUUCAAUGUUAUUAGAAGGCAUAGUGAUUCUCAUUCCAAUAAUAUAGCAGUUAUUAGUAAUCCUAAUCCCACAAGUGAUCUCUAUAUCAUUCCAUUCUCUCAAGAAUAUUCUGCCUUUCUUUCAAAAGCAGCUGAAUUAUUGCAUAAAGCAGGGGAUUUAACCACUUCACCUAGUUUGAAGAGAUUGUUACAUAGUAAGGCUGAUGCUUUUCUCUCUAAUGACUAUUAUGACUCUGAUAUAGCUUGGAUGGAAUUGGAUUCUAAGCUGGAUGUUACUAUUGGUCCAUAUGAGACUUAUGAAGAUGUACUAUUUGGAUACAAGGCGACAUUUGAGGCAUUUAUUGGAAUUCGGGAUGAUAAAGCAACUGCUCAACUUAAACUCUUUGGGGAUAAUUUGCAGGUCUUGGAGCAAAAUCUUCCAAUGGACAACAUGUACAAAUCACAAGAUGUGAUAUCUGCACCUAUUCGUGUCAUCCAGCUUGUUUAUAAUUCAGGGGAUGUGAAGGGCCCACAAACUGUUGCAUUUAAUCUUCCGAAUGAUGAGCGUAUUGUAAAAGAUCGUGGUUCAUCAAUGGUCAUGUUGAAAAACAUUUCUGAGGCAAAGUUCAAGCUAAUUCUUCAGCCUAUAGCAGACUUGUGUAUUGUAAAGGAACAAAGGGAGCUAGUUGACUUUGACUCUUUUUUCACUCACACAAUUUGUCAUGAAUGUUGUCAUGGAAUAGGACCACAUACAAUAACACUUCCUAGUGGUCAAACCUCUACUGUGAGAUUGGAGCUACAAGAACUUCACUCGGCUCUUGAAGAAGCUAAAGCGGACAUUGUCGGCUUGUGGGCCCUUAAUUUCCUUAUUUCAAAGGGUUUACUUCCAAAGACCCUUGUAAAGUCUAUCUAUGUUUCUUUCCUUGCUGGCUGCUUUCGAUCAGUACGUUUUGGGUUAGAGGAAGCUCAUGGGAAAGGACAAGCGCUACAGUUUAACUGGCUAUUUGAAAAAGGAGCCUUUGUUUUGCAUCCUGGGGAGACGUUCUCUGUUGACUUUGAUAAGAUUGAAGAUGCGGUUGAGGGGUUAAGUAGGGAAAUACUUACGAUCCAGGCUAAAGGAGACAAAGAAGCUGCUCGGAAGCUUCUAGAAGAAUACAGUGAAAUGACACAACCUCUCAACACUGCUUUGGGAAAAUUAGCAAGGGUUGAGGUCCCGGUUGACAUAGCACCGGAUUUUCCAGUUGUUACAAAUUUACUGCACAAAAAGUGAUCAACUUUUGUAGUCUUUUUUUAUUACGGAAUUACCUUUAAUUAGUUUGUUCUCAAGAAAUUGUUGACUCCUAAUGUUUUCAACUAUUGUUGUGUAGUUUAAACUAUAUAUCAUUAGAAAUAGAAUAUGAUGUUUACAAGGUUGAUGAAUAAAAUAUCAACUUUGAUUACAAACCGACAUCAACUAUACUAUAACCUCCUGGUUUCUUCAACCUCAUAUCUUCCACACACUUUCUCAACUUGACAGCAUCACUCCAACUUCCAACACCAACAUAAGCAUUCGCUAAACAAACAUAGUACCCUGCUUUUUGAGGUUCCAAAUCAAAAAGAAUCUCACCUACUUUCUUCCCCAUUUCAACAUCCCCAUAAUAACUACACCAACUCAACAUCGCCCCCAAAACACCUUCAUCUCUCAACACCAUCUUCUCUAUAAACUCAUAAGCCUCACUCAACCUCCCACAUCUACCCAACAUAUCCACCACACAAACAUUAUGCUCCGUGACCCGUUCCACACCAUAUUCAUCUAACAUGCAAUUAUAGUACCCGACCCCUUCUUCCACCAGCCCC
Messenger RNA from Lactuca saligna, 3096 nucleotides. The record is from the annotation of a GenBank genome assembly. NCBI's taxonomy places the organism in Eukaryota, Viridiplantae, Streptophyta, Magnoliopsida, Asterales, Asteraceae.